GAACAAUGCUCUCAAAAAUCCGAUGUCGUCUUCGUUUUGGACUCGUCAGGCAGUAUCAGCCGAAGAAACUUCAAACGAGAAUUGCAAUUUGUUAAACAAGUGGCGUCCACUUUCAAGAUGGGCCCUAAACAAUCGCAGAUCGCAGUGAUCUCAUACAGCAACGAAGCACGCGUUGACAUCCCUUUUGGCAGCUAUUCGAACGUCAAUGAUUUUAACGCAGCGCUGAAUCGCGUGAAACAUCAGCGCCAAUAUACGCGCAUCGACAAAGCACUCGAUGUAGCGAAUACAAGAGUGUUUACCCGCGCUGGGGGUGCAAGAACCGGCGUUGCCAAGGUGAUGGUUGUAUUGACAGACGGGAAGCAAACCGUGACGUCGGAUUCCAAAACGCUAGACGAUGCGGUACGUCCGUUGCAAGAAAAGAACGUUACUGUAUUCGCUGUUGGUGUUGGAAAGGCUGUUGAUAUCCAGGAGCUACUACUGUUGGUAGGAGAUAAUGAAGAUAACGUAUUCUUAGCGGAAGAUUUCAGUCAAUUGGCCAGGGACAGUCUUCGAUUGGCAGCCCAGACCUGCCAGAGAAUCAACCUGCCUGUAGGUAAGAGAAAAGCGGUGUGAUCAACCUUUUGUGGGUAAAAAGCAAGAAAUGAAAUGCGAAAUUCGAACGUCGAGCGAAGAAAAUUCGGAAUGCUUAUCUUCGGAAACAAAAGACCCUACAUUGAACACUCAAGCGGACUCCAUCCGGGCGAAACGUUUUAUUCAAUUGUUAGUUUGCUCCAUUAAGCCUCAAUUUAACUUUACAUAUUCCUGACAGUUUCUUUUCCUGUAUAUAUAUAUCACCAAUUCAUACAUUGAGUCAUCGAAAAGUCGUUUUACUUUUUAUCGUUGAUUUUUCUUUUUAAAAUGUAUGUCGAAAUCGAUCGCUAUCAAAAAAUAAGAAGGAAUAUACUUAUUGGCAAUGUGUGAAAAGUCGACAGGCCCAAAACUAACAUCGCUCCUGUAGGGUCGAAAUGGUGAAGCGAACAGCUCUAGGCAAGCCUAGAACAGAUGAUUGCCAGGGUUCCUGUGAUUGCUUAAGAUCUGCAUUUCACCAUGAAUACUCAACAUGAUAUUACCAAGUGGUGAGCAAAACUCCUUGUAAACGUUCACAUUAUGUUAUCCUCAAUAAGCUCCACGCUGACUUCACCCAAACUUAAAGGGAACCUCCACUCUUACUACAGAAUAAGUUUAAAUGGAAUAAAAUUAUGUUGAUAAACAAAUUUGUUCGAAAUUUGUCUUAAAAAAAGUGUUUAUAUCAGGAAAAGUGAAUUUUAAAAACGCUUAUUUUCACUUUCAAAUUUCGCGGGCGCCGCCAUCUUGAAUAAUUGUGACGUGUUACGGUUGCUUUAUUGUUCUGACACAAAGAGCUUUUGUUUGAUAACAAUAGGGCAACCAUUACACGUCACAAUUAUUCAAGAUGGCGACGCCCGCAAAAUUUGAAAACAAAAAUAGGCGAAUCUAAAAGUUAUUUCUUUCGGAUACAAACGCUUUCUUUAAAAAUAUUUUAGAUUGGCUUGACUGUAACAGUUAUUUCCUGUGAUUUAAAGUUAUCUUUUUGUUGAAGUGGAGGUUCCCUUUAAAUUUUAUGCUAAAAUUCUCGAGACAUCUGGGUAAAAUUCUACCGGAAAAAAAUUGAGAUUCAUACUUAUAACUAAAAUAUUAUGCAUCGUUUAUUUACCCAAACAAAACAUUUCAUUUAGUGCAUGGCAACUGGUCUGAGUGGACAAAGUGGGGUGCCUGUUCUCAGUCCUGUGGCAGUGGCGUCCAAGGUCGUCAGAGAUCUUGCACAAAUCCACGGCCUCAUAAUGGCGGACGGAGUUGUAUUGGUCAGACAUCUGAGAUUAAGAGAUGUAGCUUGACAGGCUGUCCAGGUAAAUAUUUUGGGACAUUGAAAUGGCCUUUUUCAAUGAAUAGUUUCAGAAGGUUUGGAAAGAUAUUUGUCAUUUGAUCUUUUUUAUUGUUUAUAAUGUCAGUUAACGGCUCGUGGAGUGAGUGGGAUGAUUGGGGUUCUUGUAGUGUAACGUGUGGUGGCGGAAAUCGUACACGAUUGAGAACCUGUACCAAUCCCCCACCGGCCAACGGUGGAUUGCACUGCAAAGGGCCAAGCGAGGAGACUGGGAACUGCAAUGCCAAUCCAUGUCCAGGUAAAAUGGUCUUUCUCCUUUCAAUCUGUAGCUGGUGACUUCUGGAAAGUUCUUCUCCACCAUUUGAAAUGUGCUAAUCCUAGCCAAGAACAACAGGGUGGGUUAUAUCCAGUUUCCUAACAGGUCGAGAAAGCUUUUUCCUAGAUAAAUCUCUGUACAUUAGAUAACGUGGUUGGUUUCCCUAACCCUUAACCGCUGAAGAGCGAUUUAUUGGAGGACAGGGCGAUAGAACAUUUCAGCAACCCCCCCUCCCUUAGUUGUAAUAAUACAAUAACUAUACAGUCUAACUUUGGAUUCCUGAAGGUUGUCCAGCAAGCGUCUUCUAUUAUCUCAUCCCUUUCCUAAUGCUAAGAGGCAUCAUAAAAAAAAUCAUUCUUGAAACAUUUUGCUCCCUUUUUCUCAGUGGACGGUAGCUGGAGUGAAUGGAGAUCCUGGAGUGUGUGCACGAGAUCGUGUGGUGAAGGAACACAAACGAGGUCUCGGACAUGCUCCAAUCCCCGGCCAGCUCACGGUGGGCGGAGAUGUCUUGGAUCACCUGCAGAAAAGCGCUCUUGUAAUACUAAUGGAUGUCCAGGUAAG
This is a messenger RNA of Porites lobata, 2756 nucleotides long. NCBI's taxonomy places the organism in Eukaryota, Metazoa, Cnidaria, Anthozoa, Scleractinia, Poritidae. The record is from the annotation of a GenBank genome assembly.